AACCUCUCUUCACAAUCAAACCCAUUGAAGUGUUUUGAUUUUUGAUUAUUAAACUUUCAUACCAGAGAGAGAUGGAAUGUCCUCCAGGGAAGAGUUCGUGGCCGGAGCUGGUCGGAACCAAAGGUGAAGUUGCAGAGGGUAUUAUAGAGAGAGAGAACAUCAAUGUCAAUGCGAUUGUGGUGCCGGAAGGAAGUUCUGUGAUUCUGGAUUUCAGGUGUGACAGGGUCUGGGUUUGGGUUAAUAAGGAUGGGGUGGUGUAUCGUGUUCCAAGGAUUGGAUAAGCUAAUAUAUAUAUAUAUAUAUAUAUAGCCACCAUGCAUGUGUACUUGUUGUAAGAUAUAUAUCUACGUACCCACACUCUGUACAAUAAACUAUCAACAUGACCAGCUCAUAUAUACUCAAUAUGGGUAAAUUAAAUAAGUUGUUGAAUAAAUAAGUAUUUUGAAUGUUUAUGUGUUUGUUGUGGUU
Messenger RNA from Tripterygium wilfordii, 468 nucleotides. Its product is annotated as inhibitor of trypsin and hageman factor-like. Gene Ontology annotation, molecular function: serine-type endopeptidase inhibitor activity. The transcript has a single exon. Bases 72 to 281 code for a protein of 69 amino acids. Lineage: Eukaryota; Viridiplantae; Streptophyta; Magnoliopsida; Celastrales; Celastraceae. The record is from RefSeq and is a predicted model, not a curated record. Gene Ontology annotation, biological process: response to wounding.